AUGUUGAUAUUUUGGAGGUGUUUUAAGGAUGAGAGGCAUGUACACGAUGCCGUGAAACGAGACGAUACGAAGCCGACCACGCCAGCGACUCCCGACAAACCUGCCCCCUCUUCCCCGGCAACCACAGUCGCCCCCUCCCCCUCCUCCUCCACCCUCGACCCACGAACCCAAACCUUCUCAACCCUUCUCUCCGACCCCACGCUACAACACAUGCUUGCCUCGAAAUCGCUACAACACCAUCUCGUGAUCAUCAACCAAUUCCUGACCGAUCCGCAGUUCGCGGGCGAACACACGGCCGAGGGAAGACGCGCGGUGGCGCUGAAGAAGUUGCGCGAGUUGAGGGCGGGAGGGGUGGAGAGUAAUUCGGAGGUGGAGGAGUUUGUGGUGUAUGUUUUGGAGAUGAUGGAGAAGGGUGGUGUUUGAUAUGCCUCGGGUUGGCUUAGUUCUCGAUGUGAAGAUUAUAAGUCGGAGUUAAAUGCAUGCAUGCAUCUGACUUGGCUGUUGGUUAAAACCUGACAGCUCAAAUUCUUACCACAGAUCGACAAGCAUUAUCUGGGAUCGAAGUCCAUGGCAGAAGAGGCCAGUCAUCAAACGCCCUCCCGAGGAUCUCAAGAAAGAGAUCUUUCGUCGCUGUUCUCCACUCAACCACAACAGCGCUCGCUAUCUCAUCAACUAGUUCUUUACGGAUACCUAUGUUCGACCGAGACAAGAACCGAGCAAAACCCAUGAUGCUGCGGCGAAAUAGA
Myxozyma melibiosi is the source of this 746-nucleotide messenger RNA. RefSeq lists its product as uncharacterized. Bases 1 to 423 code for a protein of 140 amino acids. NCBI's taxonomy places the organism in Eukaryota, Fungi, Ascomycota, Lipomycetes, Lipomycetales, Lipomycetaceae. The transcript is spliced from 2 exons. The record is from RefSeq and is a predicted model, not a curated record.